AUGCAUGUAGUUCCGGGCCUGCCUGGUAACGGGCUGGCGAACCUAACAGGCUCCGUGCGAGGCGGAGGGGGCAGGCAUGCCAAAAGCCAGUCACUACCAGGGGCGAUCGACCCGCCGAGCGGUGGACUCGAGCCAAUCGCUCGCGCGCAUGGUCGCCAGACCAAUCCUGGCCUAUCGGUUGGCGCAGGCUAUGCUCAUCGAGACGUGCGAGCGCCAUCGGAUACAGGCUAUUUGGCUGGUGGUGUCGCUCAGCGUCGGGAUGCCCUGGAGGUCCAAUCGUCGCGUAGGACGUGGCGUCGCGUUCACAGCAACCCCGAGAGCGCCUUCUCGGCGCGCGAGAGCACGUUCCCGGCGCGCGAGAGCAUCCUUCCGGCGCGCGAGAGCCGUUUCAAGCCAUAUGCUCCUCUCUCGUCGGGCAAGGCCCGCCGCGCUUCUGGUUCCAACGUUGGACCAUCUCAUGCAAGUGCUUCGACGAGCACCGGUGGCGGUAUACAGCACGCAGGCGUGCUUCGGAAGAACGUUCAUGGCCCUGGUAAGCAUGCUGGUCGUGCCUACAUGACAGACGAGCUCGAGGCUGUGAACCGCAGGCCGCCUGUUGUCAUUGGGUGGCAGUCGGGCUCGAACGCGUACAACUUGGAAGAUGAGCUCGAUCAGGCUGAGCUCGAGGACUUGAUUCGGCCCGCGUCCCUGUCGGAGCUUGCGUCCAACCCGUCCUCGCAGACUUUGGGCUCGCCAAGGGAUACGUGA
This is a messenger RNA of Peniophora sp. CBMAI 1063, 747 nucleotides long. Lineage: Eukaryota; Fungi; Basidiomycota; Agaricomycetes; Russulales; Peniophoraceae. The record is from the annotation of a GenBank genome assembly.